AUGUCCGGUUUGUGCAAGGAUAUGAAUUUCCAAAAAUGGGCGCUUGACGUGUACCUGCUCGACAAGUACGGCAUCGAGAUGCGGACCAACCCCACGCUGUCGAGAGCCUCGGACGCAUCCUUUCAACUCAACACCAAGCACCUCAUCACGCAACUUCGGGCAGAGGUCAACUUACACAAGGAGGAGGGUGGGAAAAAAGAAAUCAAGAUCAAGGGCCUCGAGCAGAAGGUCGAGUCAUUGGAGCGGGAGAAGGGCGCGAUGCAAGCGGAGUUGGAGGCGAAGGCAGAAUCACUCGCGCUACUGCAGAAAGCGUUCGACGCACUGAAGAUUACCGCCGCGACAACCGCAGCUGCGAAUGUGGGGGGGAGCGAGAGUGUGCCGCAGACGGCGACCGAAGAAACCACCCCGCCACCACAGCAACCCCCUCAAUCAACGCCCACUCAACAGAGCAAGGGCAGCCAGCUCGACUAA
Messenger RNA from Closterium sp. NIES-65, 471 nucleotides. The record is from the annotation of a GenBank genome assembly. Lineage: Eukaryota; Viridiplantae; Streptophyta; Zygnematophyceae; Desmidiales; Closteriaceae.